ACUGAGGUCAAGGUCAAAUUUGUUAUUAUGCAAACAUUUGUCCAACAUCUGAGUUGAAAUUACAAAAAAACAUGUCAUUGAGAAACGUUGUUCAAUCAAUUAGAGUUUUGGCUAGACAGAAUGCUGUCAGCUCUUCUUUUCACAGAAAUUCAUCUUCUGCAACCUUCAACUGGCAAGAUGCUUUUAACUUGGAAAGUCAGCUGACGGAUGAAGAAAAGAUGGUGCGUGACCAGUUCCGCUCCUACUGUGACGACAAACUGAUGUCCAGAAUUGUCAUGGCCAAUAGAAAUGAAGUGUUUCAUCCUGAGAUUCUCCCAGAAAUGGGUGAGCUAGGUGUGUUAGGAGCCACAAUUGAGGGCUACGGGUGUGCAGGUGUCUCAUCAGUCGCUUAUGGGCUCCUUGCCAGGGAGUGUGAGAGGGUGGACAGUGCCUACCGCUCCUCUAUGAGUGUACAGUCAUCUCUAGUCAUGCACCCUAUCAAUGCAUAUGGUACAGAUGCACAGAAAGAAAAAUACCUCCCUAGACUAGCCAAGGGAGAGCUGAUUGGUUGUUUCGGGCUCACGGAACCCAACCACGGCAGUGACCCGUCGUCAAUGGAAACCAAUGCAGUCUACAAUCCGUCCAGUAAAACAUACACGCUCAAUGGAUCUAAGUCAUGGAUUACAAACUCACCUAUAGCAGAUGUAUUUAUUAUUUGGGCGAAAAGUAAAGCAGAGAACAACAGAAUCAAAGGUUUUAUCCUGGAAAAGGGAAUGAAGGGACUUUCUGCACCAAAGAUUGAAGGCAAAUUUUCUCUUCGUGCAAGUAUUACGGGUCAGAUUGUAAUGGAAGAUGUUGAGGUCCCUGAAGAAAACCUCCUGCCAAAUGUCAGCGGGCUUGCAGGUCCAUUUGGAUGUCUCAACAAUGCAAGAUUUGGAAUUGCCUGGGGCACUCUGGGAGCAGCCGAGUUCUGUCUUGAGGCUGCCAGACAAUACACACUGGACAGACACCAGUUUGGCCGGCCACUUGCCAAGAACCAGUUAAUGCAGAAGAAGAUGGCUGACAUGCUCACAGAAAUCUCUAUAGGCUUACAGGCUUGUUUGCAGGUGGGCCGCCUCAAGGACCAAGGCAUGGCUACCCCAGAAAUGAUCUCUUUGAUAAAGCGAAAUUCUUGUGGAAAGGCAUUGGAUAUUGCAAGAGUGGCACGUGAUAUGCUCGGCGGGAACGGAAUAUGUGACGAGUACCACGUGAUUCGUCACGUGAUGAAUCUCGAGGCAGUCAACACUUACGAAGGAACACACGAUAUUCACGCCCUCAUUAUUGGUCGUGCCAUCACAGGGCUGCAAGCCUUCACAGCAGACAAUUGAUGAAAUAAGUGCUGUAAACAUUUCGAGAUAUUACCACGUGCAUCGCCAAACAGGAAGUGUGCGUUUCGCAGUGUAUGGCACAUUGUCUGUGAUAAUCAGAAUGCAGUGUUUUAUUUUUGUCAGUAUUACAUCUAUGUUUUAAGCUAUUUUUAUAAAAAUAAUAUGCGUUAGUAAUAAAAUUGUGUGAGUUAACUAUAAGCGUUUCCGUAUGGGUUGUAUUUUGCGUUAUUGAAUGUAUUUUCAAUAAAAAGUCGACCGACAUAUUUCAUUUUGAACUCUUUGAUAAAUUAAUGAUGUAAAAUGUCUAAAAUACUGAUUUUAACUGAAUUGUAUGGAUACUUGUUUUGUUAUUGUAUAUUACUAGAUAAGAAAUAAAUUUGAAAAUUA
Molecule: messenger RNA, 1733 nt
Organism: Mya arenaria
Lineage: Eukaryota; Metazoa; Mollusca; Bivalvia; Myida; Myidae
Product: glutaryl-CoA dehydrogenase, mitochondrial-like
Exons: 11
Coding region: 72-1346 (424 amino acids)
Biological process (GO): fatty acid beta-oxidation using acyl-CoA dehydrogenase; fatty-acyl-CoA biosynthetic process
Cellular component (GO): mitochondrial inner membrane
Molecular function (GO): fatty-acyl-CoA binding; glutaryl-CoA dehydrogenase activity; flavin adenine dinucleotide binding
Source: RefSeq, a predicted model, not a curated record